Molecule: messenger RNA, 1251 nt
Organism: Anthostomella pinea
Lineage: Eukaryota; Fungi; Ascomycota; Sordariomycetes; Xylariales; Xylariaceae
Source: the annotation of a GenBank genome assembly
AUGAAGAGCUCGAGCGCGUGGUCUACGAGCAGUACGAAGGUCACAUCGGCUCCCGACGCCACCAUCAACUUCAACGAGGCCUGCAAGAAGAAGCAUCCGCGUACUGGGCUCUGGCUUGUCCACGGCGAUGUCUUCCACGAUUGGCUUCGUAGCGCCCGGUCUUUCCUAUGGCUGAGAGGCUUUGCCGGGUGCGGCAAAUCGGUACUCUUAUCCACUGCCAUUCAGUACGCCUUUCGACACCGCAGAUCGCAUCCGCGAACUGGUAUUGCUUUCUUUUUCUUCACUUUUAACGACGAGAGCAAGCAGGACGCCUCUGCUUUACUCCGAGCCCUUAUUCUCCAGCUGUCGAUGCAGCUAGAUAACCACAAUGACCUAUCCCGCCUGCAAGGGAGCUACCGUCAUGCGAGUCCGCCUGACGAAGCCCUCCUGGGCUGCCUCCAUCAGCUGGUACGAGCGUUUCAAGACGUUUACAUACUAGUUGAUGCGCUAGACGAAAGCCCGCGGAACAAGCAUCGAGAAGUGAUGCUCCAGGUCAUCAAAGACAUGCGUGGGUGGGAAGAACCAGGCCUGCACCUCCUAGUAACAAGCCGGGAUGAAGUCGAUAUACGGGAAGAGCUGGAUGCAAAGCCGGAAGAGACCAUUGAGAUAAAGAAUAUCGAAGUGGACCGCGAUGUAGCCAUUUUCGUUGCGCAGAACCUCCAAGACAACAGACGAUAUCGGAAAUGGCAGCGAUACUCUGCCCGGAUCGAAAAAGCACUGACAGAACGAGCAAAUGGAGUUUUCCGCUGGGUGGAAUGCCAACUGAAAGCGCUGGCAGCUUGCCCAGCAAACCAGCAUCUUCUCCAUCAACUGUUACAGUCCCUACCACAAUCGCUAGAUGACACCUAUGCCCGGAUGCUUAGGAAUAUCGCACCCGAACUGCGGGAGUAUGCUCAGCAAAUGUUGAACAUAUUAUGCUGUGCUAUAAGACCCCUCACGGACUUGGAGCUGAUCGAUGCGCUUGCAGUCGAGCUUGGCGACCAGCCUAGGUUCGAUAUUACACGCAGGUUUGAGGACGUCCAUGAUCUUGAAGCUAUCUGUCCAGGAUUCAUUGAAGCCAGCAUGGAUCUCGGAAUGCAAACCACAGUCCGUAUUGCACACUUCUCUGUACAGGAAUAUCUUGAAUUUGCCGGGCGGUUUGACAAGUAUCUCGUCAAGCUCCAUAAGGGGCUGACGCACGAUCAACUUGCUCAGGAUAAGGGAGUGAGAUGA